Molecule: messenger RNA, 2552 nt
Organism: Notolabrus celidotus (New Zealand spotty)
Lineage: Eukaryota; Metazoa; Chordata; Actinopteri; Labriformes; Labridae
Product: aquaporin-4-like
Exons: 5
Coding region: 90-1076 (328 amino acids)
Biological process (GO): transmembrane transport
Cellular component (GO): basolateral plasma membrane; plasma membrane
Molecular function (GO): water channel activity
Source: RefSeq, a predicted model, not a curated record
AAACCAGACCCUGACGUUAAACAAACAAUCGCACACACGCACACAGCCCCGCUAUAAAGCACAGAGACACCCGGCAUAGUGAUGGAGUCAUGACGGAGGGCGGCGGGGCAUUAGAGCGCCUGAGGAGGUGUUGCUUUCCUUGCCGUACCCCACUCUGUCAGUUCUGGCCUCCAUCGUGCUGCACUGUGAACAAAGAAAUGACUGCAUUCAAAGGCAUCUGGACUCAGGAGUUCUGGCGCUGUGUGGGGGCUGAGUUCUUUGCCAUGGUGCUUUUCGUCUUGCUCAGCCUGGGAUCAACCAUCAACUGGGGGGCUGUUGAGGAGGUUCCCCAUCCCCCAAACUUGUUGCUCAUCUCACUUUGCUUUGGCCUGAGUAUUACCACCAUGGUGCAGUGCUUCGGCCACAUCAGUGGUGCUCAUAUUAACCCAGCAGUCACAGCAGCGAUGGUGGUGACCAAGAAGCUCAGUUUGGCAAAGGCUGUGUUCUACCUGCUGUCCCAGUGUGUUGGAGCCAUUGUAGGGGCUGCCAUUCUAUUUGGCAUAACCCCAGCCUCUGUUAGGGGCGGUAUGGGGGUAACCACGGUAAACAAGAGCAUCUCUGUUGGGAACGCCCUGGUGGUGGAAAUGUUCAUCACCUUUCAGCUCGUCUUCACUGUGUUUGCUACCUGUGACCACAAACGGAAUGACCUGAAGGGCUCAUCUGCUUUGGCAAUUGGCCUGUCUGUGUGCAUUGGUCACCUGUUUGCUAUUCCCUACACUGGAGCCAGUAUGAACCCUGCCCGGUCAUUUGGCCCAGCCAUGGUCACAUGGAGCUGGGAUAAUCACUGGGUGUACUGGGUGGGUCCAGCUCUGGGUGGAGCCCUGGCUGCAGCCCUGUAUGAAUACUUGUUCUGUCCGGACCCAGAACUGAGGAAACGCUACUCUGACACCUUCAUCAAAACACCCUUUGCUGGCACUAAACACCGGCAGGACUCGGUCACAGCCCAGGAGCCUCUCUUCACUGUCAUGGAUGUGGAGAGAGCUGAGAGGAAGGAAAGAGAGAGGGAGGUAUCAGGGGAAGUGUUGUCCUCUGUAUGACUAGAAAGGACACCUGGCACUGAUGCCAAAAUGGCUAAUCAACAAUACAUUCUAAAGGAGACCGACCUCCUCUAGACUGACACAGGAAAAACUAACAGAUAACAGAAGAAAUAAGGAAUGAAACCAUAUUUUAGAACACAAAGGAACUAAGGAGAAUAUUUUCUGAUAUGAGCCCUUCUUUUGUUACCAAAUAGUGUGGUUGUGUUUGUCCCUAACACCUGCACAGUGACUUCUUAAUUCUGCAAGUUAUGUAGGAGAGAAAUAUACAAUGUUUGUAUUAAUCCAGUGCCUUUUUAGGGUAUUCUUGUCUAAAGAAGAUAACUGAAGUACUGUUUAUAGAAUUGCUGCAGUGCUGAGAGUAGCCUGUGUUUAUCAAUGACCAUGGGACCUUUCUUUCUUUUUCUUGCAUUUAAAGUUAAAACCUCAGUGUUACGGCUGUAUGUUCUGUGUCCCUCCCCCCUCUGUCACCUUCUCUGCAAGAGUCUCCUGAUUGAGGCAACAAGGUUCACCUGGCGGUGGGCCUUAAAAGACCACAGCUGCCUGCAGUCAAGGGGAGGCGUUUGAGUUGGGGACUGCUGCCCAUCUGCCUCUCCUUCAUGGGAUUUGUGGGCUUUUGUUGUGUUUUGUCAUGUUGGACUAUUAUUGAUCUUUGUUGAAUUGUUUGUUAUUUUUUUUUUGUCAUUUUAUAUUAAAUCCCUUCUUGUUAAGUGUUAAAAGGUGUUUUGUGUUUAUAUGGAUUCAUGUUUUGGAUUAUUGUUAGCCCCGCAGGGCCGCCGUUAAAAAAGUUGAUGUAGCAGGAGUGUUUCAAGAGUUUUUAAAAAGUCCAUAUGUGAAGACUGAAAUUGUGAUUGUGAAGUAAUGCUUUUUCAAUCUGAGCUGUACAUGUUUCUGGCUGUGUGUAAUGUUUAAUGGCAAUAUUAGUUUACAACAGUAACUGUGAAAACAAACUGUUAUCACAUAUCACAAUUUCAACAUUAGGUUUGUCAAUUUUGUGUUUCAUUUCUUUUGAAGUACUGUUUUAUGAUUAUUUUUAGGGACACCUAGACUUUUUAAUUUGUUUUUGUCUUGCUUUCAUUGUUGUUAAGAGAAAUACCCUAAAACAUCCAUGUUUUAGAGAUGCCCCCUACAGAAGCAAAAAAAAAUAUGAAUGAAAUGAAAGGAGAAAAUUAUAAUAAGUCCUUCUGAGAGGUUUGACCAUAUUGUGUUUCUAUGUGUAAUUGAAUCCUCUCUUUAUAACAGGAUCUGUAGGACAGUUUACAUGACUUGUGUUUUAACAAUGCUAUUCAUAUAUAUCCCAACUCAAGUGUGCCAAAAAAAUGAUCUUUGGUUAUGGCAAGAGUUGUGUGGGACAAAUAUGAUCCAGUGUCUGUGAGCUGAGUUGAUUUGGGCUAUGGUAAGUAAUGUUUUAAAGAAAGUACUAAGAUAUGUAAAUCAAAAUGCUUUGUAGUGCAUUUUGAUCCUUAGAAACCCAAUGAA